Messenger RNA from Geodia barretti, 210 nucleotides. Lineage: Eukaryota; Metazoa; Porifera; Demospongiae; Tetractinellida; Geodiidae. The record is from the annotation of a GenBank genome assembly.
AUGCGAAGCCAACUGUCAGACAUCCUCGCCCACUUCCAGACGCUGGCAGAACUCGACACCGAGGGAGUGCCGCCGACCGGCCAUACUACCGACGCGCACUCUGUGAUGCGUGACGACGAAGAUAUGCCGGCCCUCGAUCGCGAGCAAACCCUCGCAAACGCACCGUUCGUAGAUGGCGAAUUCGUCCGUGUCAGACCAGUAAUGGAAUAG